Saitoella complicata NRRL Y-17804 is the source of this 219-nucleotide messenger RNA. RefSeq names its product Nab3 Rrm Ucuu complex. The annotation marks the transcript as partial. Lineage: Eukaryota; Fungi; Ascomycota; Saitoellomycetes; Saitoellales; Saitoellaceae. Gene Ontology annotation, molecular function: RNA binding. The record is from RefSeq and is a predicted model, not a curated record. The transcript has a single exon.
AUGCCCCCCAACGCCCGCAUGUUCAUCGGUAACCUUCCUGACGGAACUACUAAAUGGGAGCUUUUUACCAAGUUUUACAAGUAUGGGCGUAUGGCCCAGAUUUCUAUCAAACCCUCUUACGGCUUUAUCCAAUUCUUGAGUGGAGAAGACUGUAAGGCAGCGAUCGAUGGAGAGGACGGUACGGCUAUUCACGGAAAGAAGUUGCAUUUGGAGGUGAGU